Messenger RNA from Rangifer tarandus platyrhynchus (Svalbard reindeer), 339 nucleotides. NCBI's taxonomy places the organism in Eukaryota, Metazoa, Chordata, Mammalia, Artiodactyla, Cervidae. The record is from the annotation of a GenBank genome assembly.
AUGCCUAAACUGGAGGUGUGUCUUUUCCAGACUCCUCUUUCCAGGUUGGUUCCAACUCUCAAUGGACACGAGAAUUCCUUUUCUCUACUGAUUCAUGUACCAUGUAGGCCUGUUCCUACCACUUUCUCUCCUAAUAUGCCUGGUGUCUGUUCUUGCCUUGCAAGCAUAGCAGAUUUUUGUGUGUGUGUGAAAAUAGCAAAAUUCCUGCCUCAGGAAAAAGUGAGAACUUCCCUGGGGGCAGUUCUCAUUUGGCUGCUCAAGUGGCUCUGUGCUGCAUUGGAGCAGAGAGAGAAGCCUGCUGGGGGCUUGGCAGAAGAUGUAAGGGAAACCGGGGACUGA